ACACCAAAACAAUCUAUCCAAGCGGGGUCACGUCUUCCGCUUCUGCUGUGGCUUUGGGAGCCGUUACGUUAUCCAUUCCUUUCUCUCCCGCUCUCAUGCCCCACUGCCGCCGCUCCAGCUCUAGACUCUUCAACGCGGAAUGAGAGAGCGGGAUUCGGCGAGGAGGCUCGCAAUCGGCAUUUUCAUCUAGGGUUUUUCUCGGGUUUUAGCUCCCAUUUGGAAUGCUGCAAGGAUUCGACUAAGCCCGAAAGCGUGAAAGAUGUGGGGUACGUUUCAUGUACUUGAUGAGCACCUCGAUGGUUUUUUGUGGAAAUGUUUUAUUGUUUAGGGAUGGGAAUUAUGGGAACGAGAAUCGAGUCGGCGAAGCUCUGGGAGUUUGUGAUUUCGGUUGGAAGAGGAGAAGAUUUCGGGUCCGACGACUGGUGCUCUCCGCGAAGGGGGGUCAUGAACGGAAGAGGCCUUGGUGGGAAAGGCUGUUUUUGGAAGAGGAUGAUGAAGUGUCAAGUGGUUGGAAGGAGGAUGUAAUCGAGCACCACGAGGAGGUAGAAGAAGAGGUGUCGGAGGAUGAAAAGUUUGAAGCUUGGAAGAGAAGGGCUGAGGCGAUCACUGAGCUGAGGGAAGCACGGGAAGAUGCGAGAAAUGCUGAGGCGCGAGGUUGGGAGGACUGGGUUGGAGAUGGUUCGCUGGAUUCAGUUGGUUCUUCUUGGGAUAAGGAUUUUGGGGAGGAAGGUUCGGAAGCAGGCGAUGAGGUCUCCAGUGAUCCUUCUGAAAUAAUGCGGGAGAAGGGUUUUAUUGGGGCUAUGAGGAAUUUGAUCACAGGGAAGGAUGAUAAUGAGCUGUUGUUUGAAGACAGAGUUUUUCAAUUUGCUUCAACAAGCUCGGCUAAGUUCCUCGCUUUGCUGGUUCUUAUUCCUUGGUUUGUGAGCUUUUUGGUUCAUGACUACGUUCUCAUGCCAUUUUUGGACAGGUAUGUGAAAACCGUGCCUCUUGCAGCGGAAAUGCUUGACGUCAGAAGACCUCAAAAAUUAGAGAUGGUUAAGACUUUGAGAGUCGAAAAAGCAAGGUAUCGCUUGGAAGUGGAGAUUGGUAAAGCACCUCCUCUUUCCGACGAAGAUCUUUGGAUGGAGUUACGACAGAAAGCGAUAGAAUUAAGAGAUGAGUACAGGCUUGAAAAUCGGAGAGCUUUUGGAAAUAUCUGGUCGGAUAUGGUCUACGGAGUAACCUUAUUCAUUCUAAUUUAUGCAAAUAAAAGCAAAGUUGCUUUGCUGAAGUUUACAGGGUAUAAGCUACUAAAUAAUAUAUCAGAUUCAGGGAAGGCAUUUCUCAUUAUUCUUAUUACUGACAUUUUUUUGGGGUACCAUUCAGAGUCUGGUUGGCAGGCUCUUAUAGAAAUAAUUCUUGAUCAUUAUGGUUUAGAAGUUGAUCAAGCUGCAAUAACCAUUUUCAUCUCCACCUUCCCUGUCUUCAUUGACGCUUCUGUCAAGUUAUGGCUGUUCAAGUUCCUGCCAAAAUUAUCUCCAAAUGUAGCCAACAUCUUUGACGAAAUGAAGCGUCAUUAGAGGGGAAAAUCUGAAUUCAUCUGCAGCCACUGCAUCAGGCCAACAUAAUAAUAAUAAUUCUUAUUAAAUUUUAAUUAGAAUGAUCUUUAUAUUCACAUUUAUUCUGUGUUGGGGUAAUAUAAAUUUUGAUUUUUUUCAUUUAUGUCAAAAUGAAUUAAAUAGAUGUAAAAUUAUACAGAGGAGAAUUGCAAAUAAAAAAUUAUA
Phalaenopsis equestris is the source of this 1763-nucleotide messenger RNA. RefSeq names its product chloroplast envelope membrane protein. The record is from RefSeq and is a predicted model, not a curated record. Bases 276 to 1559 code for a protein of 427 amino acids. The transcript has 7 exons. Lineage: Eukaryota; Viridiplantae; Streptophyta; Magnoliopsida; Asparagales; Orchidaceae. Gene Ontology annotation, cellular component: membrane.